CCUGAUAGUCACUCCCGCUCAGUUACAUUUUCGAAAGUAGAGAGAAACUCUCUCUCUCGCCCCCACCUCCCUCUUUCUCUCUCUGGUUUCAUUCUGAACUCGUCAUGAACGAUGGUGAACGAACCUAAAAGCUCCGAUCUGGUUGAUCCGCUUGACAACCACUCUGGUCUCACUUUGUUCCCUCGAACAUUUAGGGUUUCGACGAAUGUCCCAACGCCCAAUGAUCCCGACGACAUUGAAUCUAUCCACAAUUACAUGAAAUCAAUGGCUUUAAGAAGCCCCAGUAAGCUUUUAGAGCAGGCAAAGGUCAUCAUUGAUGGUGGUUCAGAACUUCUGAACUCCAGCUCUGCCCACUUUGCAGCAUUUGAGAGCAAAGAUGAAGCUAUUGCCGCAAAGGGUAAGGAAAAUCCCCAAGAAAGAAGACCAGCUUUGGGCCGUAAGCGAGCUCGCUUUUCCUUGAAGCCUAAUUUAAAUCAGCCUUCUGUUAGUCUGGAACCUAGUUUGGACAUUGCUCAACUGCAAGACCCAGAGGAAUAUUUCUUGGCACAUGAAAGGCUUGAAAAUGCCAAAAAAGAAUUACAGCGACAGAAGGUUGGAGUCGUUACACAUGUAAAUGAGUACAAUCCAUCCAAAACUGCAAGACGCCGUCGACCGGGACUUCUGGGGAAGUCAGCUAGUUACAAGCAUCAUCAGUAUGCAUCAGCACUUUCUGAAAACAAUAACACUUUUAUGUCCUCUCAAGAGACAUUGGAACUCGAUAUUCUCAGUCCUAGGUAUGGUUUGCCACCAGAAACAACUGAUCCAAAUUUUGAAUUGCAGGAAAAGGAAUUAGCUGGAUCAAUUGAUAAGACCAAGAACAGAGUCAAUGAACUUUUUGAUGAAUUACUAUCCAGUAAUUGUGAAAAUUUAGAUGGGGAUGGGACAUUAUCUUUUCUGCAGGAGAGCUUGCAGAUCAAACCUAUUGAUCUGGACAAAUUAUGCCUUCCUGACUUGCAUGAUAUUACAAGGAAUGAUUUUAUGGUGUCGAAAGAAAAAUUGCUAGGGCCUCGGAACACAUUAUCGGACAUUCAAAAUAUGGUGAAAGGUAGAAGUGGCAAAACUCCUGUAAAGCAUAAACAGGUGGCAGAAAGCCCCAUUAAUCUUCUAGAUUCAGCCACCCCACCCAAAAGUCCAUUUGCUGCAAUAUCAAUAUUGAAAAAGCGAAUUUUGCAGUCAAAUAUGUCAAGUGAUCCAUUUUCAGCUGUUAUUGUUGAUCUAUCACCAUCCAAAAAUCCUUCUUCUGUUGAAUGCACUGCCAAACAAUCAGAUCAGGUUGAUUUGAGCAAGGAGAUGAGAGUUUCUGAGAAGUUGAAGUCAAUAUUUAUUGAAAAGGAUAACAAUAUAGUUGCUAAUACCGGUACACCAGCGUCGAUAAGAAGGGAUUCUUUUCAUCACUUUGAAACAUUUACAAAGGACAAAUCGAGCGGACGUAGUGUUGGAAUUGAUGUUAGGUCAAGUGGAUCUCAUGGUGACUUGGAACAUAACAACGAGAGCAGUAAUAUUGAUGAGAGGCAGUUGGAUGAUGAUGUCAGUAGGCCUAAUGAAAUGGAUAUUCAGAGAACUGGGCCCAAUGAAAUGGAGGAUCAUAAGAUGCAGGUUGAAGAUAUGUUGGACAAGGCUGUGUCAUCUGCGCAACCACUUAUUAACAUCAAGGACUCUAUUGGGCAUGCUGACGCCGAUUCCCAAACAUAUGUACCCAUUGAAAUGGAGGAGAAUGCUGGAGAUAUGCGGCAGGAAGCAUUGUCGCCUGCUGUACCAGAUAUUAACACUGAGGACCCAACUAUUGAAAACUUGAAAAGCAGUCAGAGUCAGUUGGAUCAAUCAAGUCCUGCUGCAGUUGAACACCAUGCUACGAAUGACCCCUCCAGAGCUCCAGAUAUUGCACCAGAACAACAUAAUGAGGACCCUUCAAGGAUAUCAUUUAAUAAGCGAAGUAAAGCAACAAAACCUCCACGGGAAAUACGCAAAAGAAAACCUCUUUCUCGUAGGCAAAGCCUUGCAGCGGCUGGUACGUUUUGGGAAUCUGGUGUAAGGCGAAGCUCUAGAAUCAAGAUGAGACCUUUGGAGUAUUGGAAAGGCGAAAGAUUUUUAUAUGGCCGCAUACAUGAGAGCCUGACAUCAGUAAUUGGGGUGAAGUACGCGUCUCCAGUAAAGGGCAACGAGAAACCUACUAUCAAGGUGAAAUCUUAUGUUCCUGAUAAAUACAAAGAACUUGUUGAACUAGCAGCUCUGCAUUGAGAUCUCUGUUUAUGUUUAAUAUGGUUGAGAUAAUUCUGGGUUCAACAAAAAGAAAAUACUUUGUGGAUUAUCUUGUUUGCUCCAAAUCCAAUAGCCGAUGUUGUACUUGUAACAAGUAAUUGGAAAAGUGUUGCUACAUGAAUACUUGUUAAAGAGAAUUAUGCAAAUGCCGUACGGUGUAAUAUCAGAAGCAUUUGUGAAUUUUGAUAUUACAAAGAUUUAUUGAACACAAUUGUGUUAUUUCAGUUACGAUCUUUGUUUUUGUUUGAAA
Messenger RNA from Cornus florida, 2548 nucleotides. RefSeq names its product centromere protein C. The coding region runs from base 112 to 2277 and encodes 721 amino acids. Gene Ontology annotation, cellular component: kinetochore. Gene Ontology annotation, biological process: attachment of mitotic spindle microtubules to kinetochore; spindle attachment to meiosis I kinetochore; kinetochore assembly. Gene Ontology annotation, molecular function: centromeric DNA binding. NCBI's taxonomy places the organism in Eukaryota, Viridiplantae, Streptophyta, Magnoliopsida, Cornales, Cornaceae. The record is from RefSeq and is a predicted model, not a curated record. The transcript is spliced from 12 exons.